ACUGAUAAGUGUGAUUAACUGAUUAGAGUGCAAACCAAAAAUGCUUAUUUAGCAAAUGUAAACUCCCUUUGGAAAGAAUAUCCCCUAAUUAAUGUAAAUCACUUUCUCUGAUUCAUUCUCUCUAUUUUCCCUGUUUCACCUGUACAUUGCCAUUUGCCAUGACAACCCCAACAAAGUCCACAAUACAUGAUCUUCCUUCAAUUUUGUCUUCUACUGGAACACAUUUUCUCCUUCGUAACAACCUUCUUCAGGUCAGUAUUGAUACUUUGAAAGGAAAGAAAGUGGGGCUAUACUUUGCAGCAUCUUGGUGUGGGCAGUGUCGCCGUUUUACCUCAGUUCUUGUUGAGGUUUAUAAUAAGCUUAAAUCUCAGGAAAAAGAUUUUGAGGUUGUUAUAAUCACAGCAGAUGAGGAUGAUGAAUCGUUUGACAAGUGCUUCUCGAAGAUGCCCUGGCUGGCCAUACCGUUUUCUGAUUCAGAAACUUGUGAUAAUCUAGAUAAACUGUUCAAGGUGGAAGAAAUUCCACACCUUGUAAUCCUAGAUGAAAAUGGUAAGAUUCUUACGGAUAAUGGUGUUGAUAUUAUUCGUGAUUAUGAAGCCGAAGGGUAUCCAUUCACUCCAGUAAGAAUCAAGAUAUUGAAAGAGCAGGAGGAAACGGCUAGGAAGGAACAAACCUUAAAGUCUAUAUUGGUGUCUAGUUCUCGAGAUUUUGUGCUCUCCACUAAUGGUAAAAAGGUCUCUGUUUCUGAGCUUGAAGGCAAUACUGUCGGUCUAUAUUUCUCAUUGUCUUCAUACAGAUCAUGCAUGAAUUUCACUCCAGUACUAGUAGAUGUUUAUAAGAAGUUGAAGGCAAAGGGGGAGAAUUUUGAGAUUGUUUUAAUUUCCCUUGAUGAUGACAAAGAACUAUUCAGCCAGGGAUUGGCCAGCAUGCCUUGGUAUUCUAUGCCUUAUAAGGACAAGAUUUGUGUCAAACUGGCUCGAUAUUUUAAUCUCUCAACUCUUCCCACUUUGGUGAUAGUAGGACCAGAUGGGAAAACCCUUCAUACUAAUGCAAAAGAGACAAUAGAAGAUCAUGGAGUUGAGGCAUACCCUUUUACAUCAGAGAGGUUUCAGGAGCUUGCACAGAUAGAAAAGGCAAGGCAAGAGGCUCAGACCCUUGACUCCAUUCUAGUAUCAGAGAAGCAGGAUUUUGUUAUAGAUAAAAUUGGCACAAAGGUUCCUGUCUCCCAGCUUGUAGGGAAGAACAUCCUCUUGUACUUUGCUGCACAUUGGUGCCCUCCAUGUCGAGCAUUUCUUCCAAAACUUGUUGAAGCUUAUCAACAUAUAAAGUCAAGAGAUAAUAACUUUGAAGUGAUCUUCAUCUCCAGUGACAAAGACCUAACUUCCUUCGACGAGUUCUUUACUGCAAUGCCCUGGUUAGCUAUUCCAUUCGGUGACAACAGAGAGGCUUAUCUAAGUCGUUUAUUCAAGGUAUAUGGGGCUCCUAAAUUGGUUGCAAUCGGACCUAACGGGAAAACCAUCACAACAGAAGCCAGGGAACUCAUUAUGGUUCAUGGGGCAAAGGUUUAUCCUUUUACCAAUGAGAGGUUGAAAGAAGUUGAAUCUGAACUCGAGGAGAUGACUAAGGGGUGGCCCGAGAAGGUGGAACAUGCUCUUCAUGAAGAGCAUACACUUCUGCUCACAAGGCGUAAUGUAUAUAAGUGUGAUGGUUGUGAGGAAGAUGGGCAGUUAUGGUCCUUCAACUGUGAAGAAUGCGAUUUCGAUCUACACCCAAAAUGUGCACUGACAGAGGUUAAUGGAUUCAGAGAUCAUAAUUUGAAGGAUCAUGAAACUUCAAGUGCUGGGUGGAAUGAUCAUGUGUGUGUUAGUGCAUCAUGAAAACUUGUAUUGAUGCAUUUUCUUAAGACCUAAAAUUUAUAAUUUUACUGUAAGUCUGUAAUUAUGUUGUGAAGAAUUGAGGAAAACUAGCAGAGAAAGGCAGAUCAAGGUGCUAUUUUAGUAAAGCCCUUGCUGUUGCAUCAGUUGUAGUUCGGCGUUGUAAAUUUUGUUGAGAGCUUUUCUUUUUCUUUCUUUCUUGAGUUUCUUCUGUCCUCAUAAGUUUAUGUAAUUGAUCCUGUUUGGUAAAUUCAUUCCUCUGUUAUAAUAAUCAAGGUUGACAUGGUUUUCAAA
Molecule: messenger RNA, 2168 nt
Organism: Chenopodium quinoa (quinoa)
Lineage: Eukaryota; Viridiplantae; Streptophyta; Magnoliopsida; Caryophyllales; Amaranthaceae
Product: probable nucleoredoxin 1
Exons: 4
Coding region: 159-1877 (572 amino acids)
Molecular function (GO): thioredoxin-disulfide reductase (NADPH) activity
Source: RefSeq, a predicted model, not a curated record